UUCCUCUUAACGUCUAGCCGCUCGUCCUCUCCAGUGAAGCCACGGCUCUCCACUCUCGGUCUGACCCGCGUGUCGGCGCUGCGCAGAAGGAAUGGCGACCAAGGUGGUGGACCUCCGCUCCGACACGGUGACCAAGCCCUCGGAGGCCAUGCGCGCCGCCAUGGCCGCGGCGGACGUGGAGGACGACAUCCUGGGCUCAGACCCCACCGCGCGCCGCUUCGAGGCGGAGAUGGCCCGGAUCAUGGGCAAGGAGGCCGCGCUGUUCGUGCCGUCCGGCACCAUGGCCAACCUCAUAUCCGUCCUCGUGCACUGCGACACCAGGGGCAGCGAGGCCAUCCUCGGCGACAACUCCCACAUCCACGUCUACGAGCACGGCGGCAUCUCCACCCUCGGCGGCGUCCACCCUAGGAUCGUCGCCAACAACCCCGACGGCACCAUGGACAUCGACAAGAUCGUUGCCGCCAUCAGGAGUCGGGAUGGGUCGUUGUACUAUCCCACCACCAGGCUCAUCUGCUUGGAGAACACACAGGGAAAUUGCGGAGGGAAGUGUCUGUCUGUAGAAUACACUGAUAAGGUUGGUGAAGUUGCCAAAACCCAUGGCCUGAAGCUUCAUAUCGACGGAGCUCGUAUUUUCAACGCUUCCGCAGCGCUUGGGGUUCCUGUUGAUAGACUUGUGAGAGCUGCCGAUUCGGUUUCGGUAGGCCUAGCGAAAGGGAUAGGUGCUCCCAUUGGAUCAGUUAUUGUUGGUUCCAAGGCCUUCAUACACAAGGCUACAAUUCUUAGGAAGACACUAGGUGGUGGAAUAAGGCAGGUAGGAAUUCUUUGUGCUGCUGCCGAAGUUGCAGUCCGCGAUACCGUCGGCAAGCUUGCGGACGACCAUAGGAAGGCUAAAGUCUUAGCAGAUGGACUGAAGAAAAUUGAACAGUUUACAGUUGAUUUAGCUUCAGUGGAGACCAAUUUGGUGUUCUUUGAUAUGGCGGAUGCACGCAUAUCACCUGCGAAACUGUGUCAGGUCCUGGAACAGCGCAAUGUGCUUGCAACGCCAAUAGGCUCCAAGAGUGUCAGACUUGCGGUACACUACCAAAUUUCAGAUGGUGACGUCCAAUAUACUUUGAAAUGUAUCGAGGAAGCAGUGGAGGAAAUAAUAACAGGCGAUGCGAAAUUGGAGCAUCUGACGAACGGCGCUACCACGAAUUCAUAAGGGCGGUAGUAGCUACUACCCUUUGGCGUCCACCUACGCAUCCAUCGGUGCAGUAUCCAGCUUGAUUGUGAUCGUGGCUGGCAUUGGUAGUAGUAACAACUUCCAAGAAUAUCUAUUGCCUUUUUAUGCAUGAGAUGUGUGUGUGAUUACGUUUUUCUUCAGCUCGGAGCUUGCAACUAGCGAUAGUAACGAUAUAUACUGGAAAUAAUUGCUUGCACCAUUCAUUAUUCAUGUUGCCAA
Aegilops tauschii subsp. strangulata is the source of this 1441-nucleotide messenger RNA. Its product is annotated as probable low-specificity L-threonine aldolase 2. Gene Ontology annotation, biological process: L-threonine catabolic process; glycine biosynthetic process. The record is from RefSeq and is a predicted model, not a curated record. Lineage: Eukaryota; Viridiplantae; Streptophyta; Magnoliopsida; Poales; Poaceae. Gene Ontology annotation, cellular component: cytosol. Gene Ontology annotation, molecular function: L-allo-threonine aldolase activity.